Molecule: messenger RNA, 459 nt
Organism: Acanthisitta chloris (rifleman)
Lineage: Eukaryota; Metazoa; Chordata; Aves; Passeriformes; Acanthisittidae
Gene: LTC4S
Product: leukotriene C4 synthase
Exons: 5
Coding region: 1-459 (152 amino acids)
Biological process (GO): leukotriene biosynthetic process
Cellular component (GO): nuclear envelope; membrane; endoplasmic reticulum
Molecular function (GO): enzyme activator activity; glutathione transferase activity; leukotriene-C4 synthase activity
Source: RefSeq, a predicted model, not a curated record
AUGAGGGAUCAGAUAGACCUGCUGGCCACGGUCACAGUGUUGGGAGUCCUGGAGCAAGCCUAUUUCGUGCUGCAGGUGAUCUAUGCCCGACGGAAGCACAAGAUCUCCCCUCCUGAGACAAGAGGUCACCCUGAGUUUGAGAGGAUCUUCAGAGCUCAGGCAAACUGCUCAGAGUACUUCCCAAUCUUCAUUUCGCUCCUUUGGGUUGCUGGAAUCUUCUUCCAUCAAGGUGUGACUGCAGCAUGUGGGCUGAUGUACCUCUACACUCGCUUCAGGUACUUCCAGGGAUAUGCUGUGGCUGCACAGGGACGGUUGGGACCACUGUAUGCCAGUGCCUGGCUGCUCUGGCUGCUGCUGGGGAUGGCACUGUUUGGGCUCCUGGCACACUUCCUGCAGCCUCACUCCUCCACAUGGAUGGCAGCACUGGUGCAGCCCCUCCAGCCACACAGAGCCUGGUGA